AGCUGUGUCUGCUAAAGAUUUGGACAUAUGUGGCCCUCUCUUAUAAAAACCACCCACAAAAGCAAAAGCAGAGGUGAAAACCAGAAGCUUCUUUAUUCUCUCUGUGGCCAGAACUUGUACAGUGAAAAUUCUAUCUCGCUCUCUUUCUGACUCAAAAAUAUCCAAAAAGCAAGAACUGUAUAAGAUACCAAAUCUACUUUUCUUCGCACUGGCAAUAGACAAUAGUGGUUCCUGGAGAGUUCCUUGAUUCCGUUAUAAAGGCAAGAAACCAGAUAAGCAUUGAAGCUAAAACUAAAGCAAACCCACUGUGCCUAGAGGCCUGCUCCUGGCUAAGGAAAACAACAAUGGGGUGGCUCAGAACCAAACCACCUUCAUUUUCCUCCAUUUUCUUGCUGUUUCUCACACUUUCAUGUGUUUCCACGGCCCAACAACCGAACCCCAUCAAGACCAUUGUGGUUUUGGUGAUGGAAAACAGAUCUUUUGAUCACAUGAUUGGUUGGAUGAAGAAAUCUAUCAAUCCAGCAAUCAAUGGUGUUUCAGGGAAAGAAUGCAAUCCUUUAUCAACCAAGAAUCCCGGCCCACAAUCCAUUUGUUUCUCAGAUGAUGCUGAGUUUGUGGAUCCAGAUCCUGGACACUCUUUCGAAGCUGUGGAACAACAGGUAUUUGGCAAUAGCUCCAUUCCUUCAAUGACUGGUUUUGUUGACCAAGCUCUGACUAUAUCACAGAACCUCUCUGAAACUGUCAUGAAAGGCUUUAGGCCUGAAGCUGUGCCCGUUUAUGCAACACUUGUAAAAGAAUUUGCAGUCUUUGAUAGGUGGUUUUCUUCAAUCCCUGGCCCAACACAACCCAAUAGGCUGGUUGUGUAUUCCGCCACUUCUCACGGCUCAACAAGCCAUGUCAAGAAGCAAUUGGCUAAAGGGUACCCUCAGAAGACAAUUUUUGAUUCACUUCAUGAGAAUGGCAAGAGCUUUGGGAUUUACUUUCAAAACAUUCCAACAACUUUGUUCUAUAGGAACAUGAGGAAACUGAAGUAUAUUUUCAAGUUUCAUCAGUUUAAUUUGAAGUUCAAGAAAGAUGCUAGAAAUGGGAAGUUGCCAAGCUUAACUGUGAUUGAACCAAGCUAUUUUGAUCUUAAAGGAAUGCCUGCAAACGACGAUCACCCAUCUCAUGAUGUUGCUAAUGGUCAAAAAUUUGUCAAGGAGGUUUAUGAGGCAUUGAGAGCUAGUCCUCAAUGGAAUGAGACCCUAUUGGUCAUUACUUAUGAUGAACAUGGUGGAUUUUAUGACCAUGUUAAGACUCCUUAUGUUAAUAUUCCUAGCCCAGAUGGGAACACUGGCCCCGCCCCGUCUUUCUUCAAGUUUGAUAGGCUUGGAGUUCGUGUGCCGACAAUUAUGGUCUCUCCUUGGAUCAAGAAAGGCACUGUGAUAAGUGGCCCAAAGGGACCUGCUCCAAACUCAGAGUUUGAGCACUCCUCAAUUCCUGCAACUAUAAAGAAGAUGUUCAACCUGUCCUCUAACUUCUUGACACACAGAGAUGCAUGGGCUGGCACAUUUGAAGGAGUUGUUGGGGGGCUGACAUCUCCCAGAACUGACUGCCCAGUGACCUUGCCAGAUGUAGCACCUUUGAGAAGAACAGAAGCAAAAGAAGACGGUUCACUUUCCGAAUUCCAGAGUGAGGUAGUUCAACUAGCAGCUGUUCUUAACGGUGACCACUUCUUGAGCAGCUUCCCAGAUGAGAUGAGCAAGAAAAUGAAUGUCAAAGAAGCGCAUGAAUACGUGGAAGGUUCUGUUACAAGGUUCAUCAGAGCUAGCAAAGAGGCUAUCAAUUUAGGAGCAGAUGAAUCUGCCAUUGUAGAUAUGAGAUCAUCACUUACUACUAGAUCUUCGGUUCACAAUUAGUUAUUAAUCAUUUAGGGUUUUCCUCCAUUUUCUGUUCAAAAUCGUGUGUAGCUUCAUGUCACUAGAUUGGUGGAAGUGGAGGGCAACCAAAGCAAAAAGAAAGCUCUCCUGCAUAAUGAUUUUGAUUGCUUUGAAUCGUUUGAAGAAAACAGUCUAGUGAAGCACAAGUCUAGAGUCAUUUGUAGCAAAUGUCCAAACAGGAAAUGCACUUUUAGCUACAGAAGUACGCAACUUUUGGUGUU
Molecule: messenger RNA, 2140 nt
Organism: Populus euphratica (Euphrates poplar)
Lineage: Eukaryota; Viridiplantae; Streptophyta; Magnoliopsida; Malpighiales; Salicaceae
Product: non-specific phospholipase C6-like
Exons: 3
Coding region: 345-1898 (517 amino acids)
Biological process (GO): phospholipid catabolic process
Molecular function (GO): hydrolase activity, acting on ester bonds
Source: RefSeq, a predicted model, not a curated record